Messenger RNA from Cryphonectria parasitica EP155, 1289 nucleotides. Its product is annotated as alpha/beta-hydrolase. The record is from RefSeq and is a predicted model, not a curated record. NCBI's taxonomy places the organism in Eukaryota, Fungi, Ascomycota, Sordariomycetes, Diaporthales, Cryphonectriaceae. The transcript has 3 exons. Bases 1 to 1146 code for a protein of 381 amino acids.
AUGACAGCUUCAGAGCAGGAAGUCUGGGACAAGCUGCCCCUCGUCGCCGACGUCCUCAAGCACCCAGCCUUCCCAACGGCAACAUGGAACUUGGAGCCUACCAAAAGUGGCCGUCUGCCCGUGGCUGAAGGCCGUGGUGGCCCGCUGAAGAUCGCAUGGGAGGUUCACGGCUCUGGGCCGGUGAGGCUCGUCUUCUUGAUGGGUCUUGGGUCCUUCAAGUCCGCCUGGCAGCGACAAACUCUUCACUUCGGCCACGAGCGUGAGCAGACCUACUCAGUCCUCUGCCUCGACAACCGCGGCAUGGGCGACAGCGACGUGCCCCUGAUGCGCUACUCCACCUCCGAGAUGGCCCGCGACGCCAUCGAGGUCCUGCAGCACAUAGACUGGCUGCCCCGCAACGCCCUCUCGCCCUCUUCCUCCUCCCCACCACCAGAGCGCACCCUCCACGUCCUCGGCAUCUCCAUGGGCGGCAUGAUCGCGCAGGAGCUCGCCUGUCUCGUGCCAGGCUACCUCUCCACCCUCUCCCUGCUCUGCACCGCCGCGAACGUCGAGAACACCACCACCUUCUGGGAGAACAUGGUGCAGCGCGCCCAGAUGCUCAUCCCCAAGUCCCUCGAGGCGUCCGUCCGCAGCGGAGGGCGUAACCUCUUCCCCUUGUCGUACUUUGUCAGCCCUGACUACGUGCACCUCCCGGACCCCAAGACAACGCCCAAGGUGCUGCCCCCGUCGGACGAGAGCGGCGGCGGCGAGUACCUGCGCUUCAACAACAACUACGAGCGGUUCGUGGCAGGCGAGCUGCACAAGCGGCUGGACGAGAAGCGGUUCACGACCAAGGGGUUCCUGCUGCAGCUCAUCGCUGCCGGGUGGCACCACAAGAGCCCCCAGCAGCUGGCCGACAUGGCGGACCGCGUGGGCCGCGAGAGAAUCCUUCUUCUGCACGGCACCGCCGACAAGAUGAUCACUGUGCCGCAUGGCUAUAAGCUGAAGGAGUACCUCGGGGGGGACGACAGCGGGUUGACGGCUAUCAUCGAGCAGGACAUGGGCCACGUCCCGCCGCUGGAGCGAUAUGAGUGGUUCCAUGAGUUGGUGGAAAAGAGAUUCAGGAUUGGGGAGCAGCUAGACGGGCGGAAGUGGCCUUCAGCGUGAACAGAAUAAGGCGGCAGGCGGUUUUUGGGUAUCUAGGAUGCAUCAUGGUAGACGUAGAAAGGGGGCGCCUUUGAUAUUAUGUAUUUUUAUAUCCGCAAGAGAUAGAUAGACUUUACUGUAAUUCACCAAUUUCGAGAAGCUGU